GGAGAGCACGAGCUGGCGUUUGGAAGCGCUCUCGCUUCUGUCAGUGAAACCGAAAAUUUACUGCCUCAGGUGUUUGCUCAUCCCGGUGACUGUGUCAGAAGAGGAGCUUGACGGCGGUUACUUCAUUUCCUUAAGUCAGACCAAGCAGAAGUACAGGUGGACGCGGCUCUUGUGGCAUGACUACCACAAACAAGGGAAACAAGGCCUUGAAGGUGAAGCGGGAGCCAGGAGAAAAUGGCACCUGCCUUACAGAUGAUGAGCUGGUGACUAUGUCGGUGCGGGAGCUGAACCAGCAUCUACGGGGCCUGACAAAGGAGGAAAUCCUCCAGCUGAAGCAGCGGCGACGUACCUUGAAAAACCGGGGCUACGCCGCCAGCUGCCGAGUGAAGCGUGUCACCCAGAAAGAGGAGCUGGAGAAGCAGAAGGCCCAGCUGCAGCAGGAGGUGGACAAGCUGGCCACGGAGAACGCCAGCAUGAAGGUGGAGCUGGACGCUCUGCGUUCAAAGUACGAGGCCCUACAAAGCUUCGCCAGGACUGUGGCGCGUAACCCUGUCACCUCAGCCAGGGGACCUAUGGCCUCUGUCAUAGGGCCCCUCAUCCCUGGUAAAGUAGCUGCCACCAGCGUCAUCACCAUCGUCAAAUCCAAAACGGAGGCUAGGUCGUAGUAGCUGAAAAAAAGGAAGGUUCUCAAGACGAAACUGGUCAGUGCAUGGUAACACGGCGAUGGAUUGUCUCUCUUCAAGUUCUCAGUUUUAACCCUCGUCACUAACACUAACAAUACUCUUCUCAAAUCACCCUAAAAGUCUGAUUCUGCAGUCUGCGCCUGUCAGCAGACUUAUCGCACUUAUGGGUGUCAUAAUCAAUCUCAGCUGGUAGUUCAGGAACAGCAAAUUGUGGCAAUACUGAUGCAUCAAAAAGGCAAUAUCUCCUGGUAAAUGUACAGCAUGUAUUUCUGUUUAUUUAAGCUAGAGCUUGUGCAUUUUUAUCCGUCCUAAGAGUCAGCAAACUCCUAAAUCAAAGAUGCUAUUCCUCCUCUGUUUGAUAAAAUACACUGAAGAAACAGCCAGCACUUCCAUCCCUCUGAACCCUUUCCUUGUUAUCAUGCACUGACACAAACUGGGAUGCAUAACAAACUUGGUGUGGAUGAUACAGAUGUCUUCAAAACAGCCUGACUAACCCAAAACCAGUUAAUCAGCCCAAUUUGCGAUUUUUUUCGUUGGUCGUCUGUCAAGUUAUAAGCUUGAAAUAAUGCUCCCAAAUCUAGCAUUCAUUUCUGUUUAUGCGUCUGUGACAGGCUUUAAUGAACUUGUCAUUAUCAAUAUGACUGGUAGAUGCAAUAAUAUAUGUAUGCACUGAAAAUACAAAGAGGUCUUGCAUAUUUAUGGUGAAGUGGAAACAUUAAAAGAAGAUCAGCAGUUCUUAAUGAUAUUGUUCCAGAGCUGAGUGCCAUUCCAGUAUGACAAGAUACUUCUACAAUAUCUGAAAACCUGAAUGUUAUAACAGUAAUAUCCUCGUGUUUUGUGGGGACGGUGAAAUCCACAAACAUUUUGAGACAUAAUUUUUGCUCAUAGAGAAAAUAUGUUCGAGUUGUUUUGUUUAAAAGAUAUAUAUUGCAUUUUUUGUAAUUACUUGUUGACAGGGCCGUCAGAUAUUUCCAAAAGAAAAUCUUUACACAAGCUUUACUGUUUGAAUUGUUAAGGUGUAGAAAACUUUGUCUAAUGUUGAGUUCUCGGUUUUUAUUACUAGGUAGAAUAACUUCCAUUGUUUAUAUAAAUACACAAAAGAAAAACUUAAAAAAAAUCCUGUGACAUCUUUUUUGCAAUUGUACCGACAGUGGCUUACUAUUGAAGUCUGAUAGCUUUUUUCUAGUGACUAGGCGCGUACUGUGGGGUAGCGCGUGCUGUGAUGUGUAAGUGACAAGUUGGCAGUGUCGUUCACUGUAUAGAUGUCAAUGCUGUGCUAUUUAAAACAAAUCUGUAGAGCUAAACUAGGUGGUGUAAACAAGGUCAAUUGUCUUUGUGCGUAUUGGCAUCUGUGAUAUCCUCCGCUUCCUUGGUGUUAGUUAAAAGAAAUCAUACUGUCAUUAAAAGUUUACCACAUAGAACCAUGUAAAAGACAGAAUCGGAUGAAGACAUCAGAGAAAAUUAGCCCAAAUGACUUUUACCUAAAGCUUAAAGAGACACGAUCACUGCAGAAUCUGAAUAAUAGAUGCACCAGGUGCUGGAUGCCCUCUACAUAAACCCUCUGUGACCUGAGAGUAAAUUACUUCAUAGAGAGGUCAGCCCUCCCAACCCCUUUCAGUGGACCACCAUGGGACUUUCUAGUGAAAAUCUAACAAUAUUUAUUUCUGUUCAGUAUCACAGCCACAAAAAUUAAAGUCCUCUUGAUUUUAGUACUUUUAUUGUUUGUAAGGGCUAAAAUCACAGGUAAACUGCUGCAGAAAAAAAUCUGAAGAAAUUAAAAACAAUACAAAGCUAUUUAAAAUGGAAGAAAUGGUGACAAAGGGAUAGUAAAAAGAUCAAACUGGGGAUAUAUAAACAAGCGGAAAGCUCCAAAAAUUUGUGUCAUCCUUACAAAGGGGCCAUGCUAACUUAUUUUCAGUCGCAGCAGUUUUUCAUUAAAAACAUGACUGCCGGUUGAUUUCUUUUUCUCAUCUCUGGUACUUUUUUUAAUUCUUUAAAAUAAAUAAGGAUUUACAAUUUUGUUUUUUUUUUCUGAUGUGCCAAUAUUUACAAAUUAAGUGUAGCCAAUUUUGAUACCAAUAUUUAAAUAUAGUUAAGUCCUGAAACUUCAGUCCUUGAAACAUACAAUUUUUAGUUUGAGGAUGAAUAAGUUAACAAACUUUAGUCCCUAAAACACACAUUAGAGUGGCAGAAAUGAUGAUAAAUUGAGAACUGGUCAAGCCUAAAACUCCGUUAACUUAUUUUUUCAUACAGUGACUCCAACCGUCCAGUUUUAGCUGUGUACCCGUCAUGGUUUGUUUUCUUGUAGCAACUGGUUAAGUGGUUGGUCAGUCUACUUAGCUUUGUAGUAUAACUGGAACUCCUACGGGGGGCAGUGUAACCUGCUAAAAAGAGCACAGAAGUCAUCCUUUAUUUAGUCAACAACAUAGUUUUACUGACUUUGUUCAACAGACUAGUACAACAACCUCCAGAGGGGCAGUGGCAUUAUUUUAUAUUGCUAUUAAAAAACAUAACUAAUGUAUGCAAAGUGCAUGCAGGUGCAGGAUAAGAAAAUUACCGGCAGAAAUAAAUGGAUAAAGGUCACAGUGUUUCUAAACAACAAGCUAAAGUUACCCUUGGGGGCUUAACAGUGUGCAGACCUUAUUCCUUGUUUUUUUGCGUAUUAAUAAGAAAACAAACUAAUAUAAGUUCUUAGGGAUGCACAGAUACAUCACGUUUAACAUCAGUCAACACACACAGAUGUCAGCACAUUUAACAAACAUUGGUCAUCUACAAACCAGCACAGUUUUAGAUAUGUUCAAAACUGUUCUUUCUUGGCGCCCGGCAUUAAUGUAAGGAUGAAAUUACAUGAUGUAUGAAUCAAUGUAAAUAACAUAAUUUUACCUCACUCACAGUUGUAAAUUGACUGAUUUGUCAAACUUGCAGUCUUGUAAGUGGCCAUUAUGACAUGACAAAGCAAAUCAACCCAAAAGUCACUUACAAAUAGGGCUGAAAAAAUAUUAAAAAGUUGUCUGCACUUAUUGUGACUCAUAUUGCAAAUUUGGUUGAAUUAUUGUAGGGACCAUGAUUUUAUCGGCCUGAUAUCUGUAUCAGCAGAUAUCAAAAUUUCAGCUGAUAUUUACAUCCGAUAUUUUGGCCAUCAGUAUUACCACAAAUUGACUGGAAAAUUUGGCCAUAUUUACUAAUAAAUUAAUGGAGUUUUAGGCCGGACCAACAGAUCUAUGUAAGUUGAGAUUUUUGGCUUUAUUCAUCCUCAUUCUUUAAACUUUAAAGUGUUUUAAAAAAAACACUUCAAAGAAGAUGUUUCUUUUUUCAUCCUCAAACCUUAAAUUGUGUUCAAAGGACUGAAUCGGAAUUAUGCAAAACAUACUUAAAUAUCGGUAUCUGUAAAAAUCCAAUAUCAUGCAUCCCUAAAUUAUUGUAAUGAAGGGAAAUGUCAUUUUUAAUUUUUUUUCGUAUUGAUCAAGAAAAUACAUUUAAACAAGCAAAGUAGGAUUUUUUUGGAAACUAUUCUAUUCACUAUUGACAUAGCAUAACAUCUCUGCUGCACAAAACAAUGCAUAUCUUUAACAGAUAUAUUGACUCACAUUUAAGGUUGAAAUAAUAUUGCACCUUCUGCAAUUUUAAGUAUUGUCCAAGGCCAUAUUGUAAUUUAAACUAAAUCAAGAUUAAAUGCUCAGCGUUAUUAGUUUAAUGCAGAUAUUUAGCCCACCUCAACACUGCAGUACCUUCAGUAUCAGCCCUAAUUUUUCCAAAUGGUGCUUCACUAGUAUUUCUUCAAGUUUCUCACCAAAACCUAUUUUAAAGUUUGAACACAUCAUUAUGAUAUUUUAUUUACCUGCACCUAAUUGUCACCAUAGUGACUUGGCCUUGAAAGCAUCAUAAUGCAAUGUUAUGCCACCUUUUAUGUUCAGCCAACUAGGUCUUACUCUGCUGCUUCCAACGUGGAUUUCAAAUUGGAUCAAUAUUAUAAGGACUUACAAAAAAGUUUUGGGGAUUUUACCACGACUGAUUCAAGCGGAUAAGGAUAACUGACAUGCAGCAGCAGACAGUGAGUUAACAGGUUUUUACAAGACAACCAUCAGAGGUGUUGCAGUUUAUUGUCACAAUGCUGAUGUGCGAACUACUUAAUGGCUGGCAGCUCAGUGUGACUAUAUAGUUGCACUACACAACACGCAGCACUUCUCUUAGAAUAUUAACCACAUAUGAUCAGAUCAGUGACUAUAAUCCACAGAUCCUGUAAUUUAAAUGGCAGGUGGCCAAUAAUGAUUGGAUCCAGAUUAAUUAGGGUGUCUUGACUUGAGAGGUGCUUUAAAAAUAAACAGUUUACAUUUUUUAAACUUAAUUUUUUGUACAAAUUGUGACUUUUUAGUGAUUGUGUUCUUCAUGGUACAUUUCAAACAAGAUAAAAUCUUAAACUUGUCAGUAGCUCUUAACCUGUUUGUUUAUAGUUUUCCUAAAUAAUGUCUCAUGGGGUCCACCUUAAGAGGAAGGACUGUGCCUCUAUAGAGAUUCUUAAUCUUUCCAAUCUCUGUAUUGGUCUGAGUGAUCACAGGGGUGAGAAUAAACUAGAAUUUUUGAGUUAACCUGUGUACUGUUUCCCCCCUAGAUAAUGCUGAUAAACUUAGCAGUUUUCAGAAAACUUGAAGGGCAACAGCCAAAUGGUACAGCAUCACUUUUGUAAGUUUACCCACUUUUUCCAGAUUUCAGAAAAAGCGGUAGGGUUCGGCUGAGGGUUUGUAUGCACUUAACUCCUGUUUGACAAAACAGGUCACUCUAGAAAAUGAAAAAAAAAAAGAAGAUGAGAAGAAGGGAGGCAGGGAUGGCAGCUCUUCAUAUUUUUCCCUUGUUUUAAUAUUAAGCAUGUCAUAAAGGGCUUCAAUCCACACUCAGAAAGAGACACAGCACGAGCAUGUAGAAUUACAAUCAACAACAGCUGCCAACAGCGCUCCUUCUGUGCCAAGAGUCACAUCGCUCUCCUGGUCCUCUAAGAAGGAUUUUAGCAAAAGAGCUGAACAUCUCAAGGUGACAGAAAGUUUUAUUGACAUUAACAGAAUGCACUUCAUCCAGAUCUCACUCUCCUCCUGGUCAGAAUGUCUUUCAGUGUCGGCGAGGUGUUAAUCUGCAAAACUUCAUGCCAGAGGUCUGUGUGCGCGAGUUUCUCUCCUCACUUUGUCAACAUGCUUUAGCUAUCUACAAUGACUGGUUAACUGUGGGAAAAAUAUAUAUCCGACUCUUGACAUAGCCCAGUAUUGAUGUUGGCGUCUUUAUUGCUGUGGCAGUCUUGUGGAGUGAAUCUUUUUUGGUGUCAAGUGUCUUUAACGGUGUUUUGAGUGGCACCGACCAAUCUCAAUUUCAGCUAGGGAUGGCGAGUCUCUCUCUUUCUCUCGCUCGUUCGCGCUCUCUCACACAGGUGUAUAAUAUGUAGCUACAGUAGGUAUUAAUGACCAUUGUGAAAAAGUGACCCUUAAUAUGCAACUCAGUGGAAACGGUGUGAAAGAGUAGAUGUACGAGUAAUCAAUAUUGUCAAAGUGACUAUGGUCUGUUAUUUAACAGUUCUUGCUGUUUUGUAGUUAUUUUUUGUAAGAUGUGUUUUUAUUUUGCCCUCACAUGUUGAAUUCCUUUGUGGCAAAGCAAUUGGCCCUUGCUUAUAGUAGCUAAAACUGAUGGGGAGGGUUGCACUUAGCCUUACUCUAAAUAAUCAGAUCAAUAAAUCGGAAAAGGACUUAAAGAUGUGCUUAUGAUUAAGUGUUUAUGCACUGAGCGAACAUUAGAUUUUAUCCCAAGGGCCACUUGCAAUAUUUUAUUUUAUUUCUUUGGUAUGUGUGUUUGUGCGUGCGUUUUUUUGUACGUUGGAGGUUCCUCUGCUGCUACACCAGUCAUUAAUGCUCGUUGUUCGCUGUAGCAUCAUCCACGGCGUUUCUGUUCUCAUCACGUGUCAACCGUGUAUUUAAAAAUUGAUCUUAACACUGUAAUUUGUUCUGCAGAUUUUAAUCGGUUCUGUUUCUUUUUUUUGUUUCAUUUCGAAGCAUUGUGUAAGACAGGAUAUUUAAGAGCACUUGUGUGAGUUUAUUAGCUCUUACAUUGGCUUUUUUCAUGAGAAUAUGCUUUGUAAACAGUUGACUGUGCAGGUUUUUUUCCUCUUACUCCAUGGAGUGUGUUUCAAAAGGUAUAAAAAUCUGACUAAAGCGAGUAAUACAAAGUUAAUAAUCUGUUUUGUUAUUUUUCUGUAUGGGUUGUAAUAAAAUAUUGCAGUACUUUGUAUGAAAACAGACAAUAGUUAAUUGUAACUAUUUAUAAAUUAAAUUAUUGUACUUUUUGCAAUCUGUAGAUAAGUACUAUGUAUUCAUGUAUACAGUAACAACUGUGGAUUUAAACGUGAUUCUCUGAGGUGUCUAAGUUAUUGAUGUAUAUAUUGUAUGUUUGUUGAUACAGCUUACUUUAUUUUCUAUAAGACCAAUAAAAUGUUUUGAAAAAGGA
Messenger RNA from Cheilinus undulatus (humphead wrasse), 7163 nucleotides. RefSeq names its product transcription factor MafG. The record is from RefSeq and is a predicted model, not a curated record. Gene Ontology annotation, molecular function: DNA-binding transcription factor activity, RNA polymerase II-specific; RNA polymerase II cis-regulatory region sequence-specific DNA binding. The transcript is spliced from 3 exons. Gene Ontology annotation, cellular component: nucleus. Gene Ontology annotation, biological process: regulation of transcription by RNA polymerase II; regulation of epidermal cell differentiation. Lineage: Eukaryota; Metazoa; Chordata; Actinopteri; Labriformes; Labridae. Bases 177 to 665 code for a protein of 162 amino acids.